This is a messenger RNA of Adineta ricciae, 996 nucleotides long. The record is from the annotation of a GenBank genome assembly. Lineage: Eukaryota; Metazoa; Rotifera; Eurotatoria; Adinetida; Adinetidae.
AUGUCCUCACAGCCGAUUAUUUACCAGAUUGAAAAUCUAACCAAAAACUAUACAUUUUACAGCAGUAUAAUUAAUUUAAUUCUCGGAAGCAUCAGUAAUAUUCUCAUUAUUUUAAUACUUUCAACUGCACGGACAUGUCGAAAGAAUCAUUGUAUAUUUUAUUUAAUCGUUGCAUCGAUUACUGAUAUUGGUUUGAUUUUUGCAUAUCUUCCAUUUAAAAUAGCUGGUGAACUAUUCGAAGAAAGUCCAAUCGAUGCUUCGACUGUUUGGUGUAAAGUUCAACUAACCGCUUGUUCAAUAUUGGCUUUGUGUUCACUUAUCACAACAUGUUUUCUUGCUUUUGAUCAGUAUCUAUCGACUAAUCCACGACGACAAUGGAAAGCAAUGAGUACACUUCGCUUAGCACAUCGUUUGACUUUCUUCAAUAUUUGUUUUUCAAUCUCACAUAAUAUCGUUUUCAUUAUAUUCGCUGAAAACGGUAAAUUCGGAUGUACCAUUUACAAUCCGGUUGUGAAAACCUAUUUCAAAGUUUUCUUUUAUCCAAUUUUCAUUAUCAUUCUUCCUAUGACGUUUAUCGGCUUAUUAGGUCUUUUAGUUUAUCGAAACAUUCAAUGGCAUAUGCGGCGACGAAUGAUAGUGAUACGUCGCCGACUCGAUCGUCAAAUGUCAGUCAUCGUUCUUGCACGAGUAUUGUCUAUUCUUAUACUGGGUUCUCCAUUUCUUUGCACAACUCUAUAUGAAAUCAAUUUGAAUGAUAACGAAGAAAAUGAAAACAAGUUGGUGAUCUAUCAGUUAGCAUCCGCGAUAUCGUAUUCAUUGUUGUAUGCCAGCUAUUCAAGUAAUUUUUAUAUAUAUUUGUUUAUUUCGCCACGAUUUCGUCAUCAAACGAGACAAUUCUUUAUCAAGAGAUGUUGUCCUCAUUUCAACAGACAUCAUCGUAUUGAACCAGAUAUUCGCCUUGCAGUUGUGCCUCUUAUCGAAGCAAUAUCAUCAUAG